Messenger RNA from Varanus komodoensis (Komodo dragon), 1238 nucleotides. It is a transcript of the gene ETFRF1, whose product is annotated as electron transfer flavoprotein regulatory factor 1. Gene Ontology annotation, cellular component: mitochondrion. The record is from RefSeq and is a predicted model, not a curated record. Lineage: Eukaryota; Metazoa; Chordata; Lepidosauria; Squamata; Varanidae. The transcript is spliced from 4 exons. The coding region runs from base 297 to 557 and encodes 86 amino acids. Gene Ontology annotation, biological process: respiratory electron transport chain.
AGUGCUCUUUCCCUUCUCCAAACAGCUGAUGGGCGCGCUGGGAGGUUGCUGGCAGGUCAUGGACUGCGGAGAUGAAACCAUCUAACUUGUCAAAUGGACAUUUCUCCAUGGGAAAAUAUGGACAGGAAGAUAAAUCCCACCCCACAACAAUGGAAGCCCUGUCAAAGGAGAGUCUCUGACUUGGAAAUAGUGGCUAAUAUUGGGCAGGUGGCUGACGCCUGAGACCGACUGGCAAAAUUAAAGCAAGUAGAUAACAGUACAUAUGAACAAGGCAGAUGUGGACAUGAACUGUGAACAUGGCAAAUCCUUUACGAUAUGAAGUGCUGAAUCUUUACAAAAAUCUGCUGUAUCUUGGAAAGGAAUACCCCAAAGGGGCGGACUACUUCCGCACACGGCUGAAAGCCGCUUUCUUAAAAAACAUGGAUGAGAAAGAUCCUGAAAAAAUCAAACAACUCAUUGCUCGAGGGGAGUUUGUCACGAAGGAGCUGGAGGCUUUGUAUUUCCUCCGAAAAUACCGAGCUCUGAAGCAGCGUUACUAUGAAGACGAUGGCAAAUGACGUGCAAGACCAAGUCUGAAAUUCUUGCCUAGGAGAAAUGAUUGAAGGUGCGGGUGAUCCAACUGUGCUAAGCUUUGCCUGUAGAAUAAAAGUAACUACUUAAAAAAAAAUCAGAGAGCAGUAUCCCUGCAAGAUGAGGGACAACUAGAUGCUGUGGAUAGCCCAAGAUCAAUGCCUGCCGGCAGUAUCCCAUCCAACGUACUCCCGAGUGGCCCAAGGUAGCGGAUGCAGCCCAGUAGCCACUGAUAAGCAUGUCCCUUUUUUGAAGCCAUCAAAACAUCUGCAAAAGGAGAGACAUCCUGCCAGAGGGGUUGGACUUUAGCAAAGAAGGAAGGGCAAUUUCUGAAAAUCGAGAAGCAGAACCUUCGAGUCUUUGCCCCAUUUCCAGGAACUGCAUUCAGAAGAUUCCCCAUUCUAUGUAGCACGGUGGGGGGCAGUUGGAGGAAAAGGAAGGGGAUAGUGGUCUUCUACACGAGGUGUGUCUAAAGCUGAAUCUGACCCAAAUCUGGAAGCAGCAAAUGCCAUGCAUUAUGGGCUGUGCAAAGCCCUUCAGCUGCUUUGGAGGAUCCUAGAGUAGUUAUGAAGAAGAGCAGGCUACCUGGGUCUAGAUGUCUACUCCACCAACUCAAGAGUUUUAUAAACACAUAUAACAUCUAUUGUGUAAUAUAUACAGUAUGUGCA